AUGUCGUCAAAGUACCGCCGCGACUGGGCGUACCUGGGCAUCAUUUCGAUCCAGCUCCUCGGCAUGAUCUUCCUUGACCUCGUCGCCUUCUACCCCAAGUUCCUCUACGCCCGGUCCUCCGCGCCGCUGCACUUCCUCAUCGCCAUCCGGCGCCUGUACAUCCGCAAGACCGGCGACCCCUUCUUCAGCGUCACGCCCACCGCGGCGCCCCACUCCCCCUGGCUCCAGGCCUUCCUCUGGGUCGAGCUCUUCGUCCAGUUCCCCCUCGCCGUCUACCUCGUCUGGCGCCUGUCGUCGUCCCGCUGGCGCCGCACCUCCGUCUUUGUCGAGCUCGCCGCCCUUGUGUUUUCGUGCCUCACGUUUAUGGGCUCCGUCGCGUGUUGCGCCGAGCUGUGGAGCAUGAGCUUCAUCAAGCUGUCGGCGAAGAAGAAGUCGUCGCUGUUUUGGUUUACAUAUCUCCCGUUCGCAAUCAUUCCUGCCAUCAUCGCCGUGGACAUGUACACACGCAUUCUUCUCCGCUUCCAGCGGCAAGAAGCACACAAGGCAAAGACGUGGUGA
Molecule: messenger RNA, 558 nt
Organism: Purpureocillium lilacinum
Lineage: Eukaryota; Fungi; Ascomycota; Sordariomycetes; Hypocreales; Ophiocordycipitaceae
Cellular component (GO): endoplasmic reticulum
Source: RefSeq, a predicted model, not a curated record